Molecule: messenger RNA, 1561 nt
Organism: Bradysia coprophila
Lineage: Eukaryota; Metazoa; Arthropoda; Insecta; Diptera; Sciaridae
Product: alpha-amylase A-like
Biological process (GO): carbohydrate metabolic process
Molecular function (GO): alpha-amylase activity; cation binding
Source: RefSeq, a predicted model, not a curated record
CAGAAUAUUUCGUCAGUCAGAUCGCAAAAAUGAAGUUGUACGUGCUGCUGGUAAUAUUUUUCGGAUCAACAUCCUUGGGAAGUGCCUAUCACAAUCCGCACUGGGGAACCGGUCGUAGUGUUAUGGUACAUUUAUUUGAAUGGAAAUGGUCGGACAUAGCAAAAGAAUGCGAAAAUUUCUUAGGUCCAAAUCGAUACGCAGGUGUGCAAAUCUCUCCGCCAAAUGAAAAUUUUCUGGAAUCAAUCAAUAAUCGUCCGUGGUCGGAACGAUACCAACCAAUGUCGUAUAAACUGAUUACGCGUUCCGGAAACGAGGCCGAAUUUGCUGACAUGACGAGACGGUGUAACGCUGUAGGUGUUCGAAUUUAUCCGGAUAUUGUUGUUAAUCAUAUGUCUAGUAUGUCAGGACUUGGUGUGGGUGGUUCAAGUGGCCAAGUUGAUAGUGGCGAUUUUCCCGGUGUUCCAUAUACCUUUGACGAUUUUAAUAAUCCAAGAUGCAGAAUGGAUUGGAAUAAUCCGCCAACUUUGAGGAACUGUGAAUUGGAUACCCUCCGCGACUUGAAUCAGACGAAAGAGAAUGUUCGUGCGGCGAUUUCAAAUUACAUGAAUCAUUUGAUUGAUUUGGGAGUUGCUGGUUUUCGUAUGGACGUUAUGAAGCAUAUGUGGCCCCAAGAUCUUACAGUGAUUUGGGGUCGUUUGAAGAACCUAAACGUAAACCAUGGAUUUGCUGCUAACUCACGACCAUUUAUUGUCGGAGAAGUUUAUGACGACCAGGUUAUACAAGGAAGUGACUUUUGGCAUUUAGGAACAACGACAGAAUUUAGAUAUCCGAAUGCCAUUGCGAAAAGUUUCCGUGGCCAAGACUCGCUGAAAUGGUUGCGAACUUUUGGUGAAGGCUGGGGAUUCCAUCCAACUCAGUACGUCCUUAGCUUUGUUACUAACCAUGAUACGCAAAGAGAGGGACUGUUUAGUUAUAAAGAGGGACGUCUCUACAAAAUGGCGGUUGCGUUUCACUUAGCAUGGCCAUACGGGAUACCGCGUAUAAUGUCGUCAUACUAUUUCGACACCAAAUUCCAAGGUCCACCGCAUGAUGGUAACUAUAAUACUUUGUCACCUACAUUUGGUUCAAACGGAGAAUGUAACGACAACAAAUGGGUGUGCGAGCACAGAUGGUAUCAGACCGUAAAUAUGUUACAGUUCAGGAAUACAGUUGGUGGGGCUGCGGUAGCUAACUGGUGGGACAAUGGCGACAAUCAAAUAGCAUUUUCGCGCGGUAAUCGUGGAUUCAUGAUUUUCAAUGGACAAUACCGGGUUGACUUAAAUGUUCACAUAUUCACCGGAUUACCGGCAGGAUUUUAUUGUGAUCUAGCUACAGGUUCACUGCGUGGAACAUUUUGCACGGGUACAACGGUCAACGUUGCUGCAGACGGAUAUGCAUCAAUUUUCCUGUCAUCGGAAGCUGCCGAGGGAUACAUUGCACUGUCUGUUGAUGCUAGACAUUGAUUUAGAUUGAAAAUCUAGUUCGUUCGACAAUUAAUUAAAACAUUGUACUGCAAGGAAAA